This is a messenger RNA of Artibeus jamaicensis (Jamaican fruit-eating bat), 7643 nucleotides long. RefSeq names its product zinc finger protein 827 (gene ZNF827). NCBI's taxonomy places the organism in Eukaryota, Metazoa, Chordata, Mammalia, Chiroptera, Phyllostomidae. Gene Ontology annotation, cellular component: nucleus. Bases 494 to 4546 code for a protein of 1350 amino acids. The transcript has 14 exons. The record is from RefSeq and is a predicted model, not a curated record. Gene Ontology annotation, biological process: regulation of gene expression.
CGAGCGAGAGAGAGAGAGCGAGCGAGAGAACGAGCUGUGAGCUGUGCUGCCGCCGCCGCUGCCCUUUGAUCCCGACAUUAGUGUUAGGGGCUCGGAGACACAGAGCGCGGCCAUAGACACCGCGGCACCGGCGCUCAUUUAUUUAUACCUCCCAUCACACACGCGAGCCCAGGACACACACACACUCACACCUAUUAGAUCCGUUUCCAUUGAAGAAUAUUACGCUCGGGGGACAAGCCAGGUGCACGACCAAAAAAUUAAAAAAAAAAAAAAGGAAAAAAAAAGAAAGGAAAGAAAAGAAGAAAACCCCUCUUCUGGCUCCAGGAAACAAGCUUCAACCCAUUGUACACACCGGAGAGAAGGGGUUUCCCCCUGCCCGCCCGCCCGCCCCCCAACUACCUCCCCGCUCCUGCCAGUGUCUGCCUCUCUGCCCCCACGGGGGUUUAUUUGAUCUCACAUUAACCAAGGAGGAGAAUGUGAGAAAAGGGGGAAAAUGCCCAGGAGGAAGCAGGAGCAGCCCAAGCGCCUUCCCUCACAUGUUAGUAGGCAAGAAGAGGCGGAGGGCGAACUCAGUGAAGGAGAACACUGGUAUGGAAACUCCUCGGAGACUCCGUCCGAAGCAUCCUAUGGCGAAGUCCAGGAGAACUAUAAGUUGUCUCUGGAGGACCGGAUCCAAGAGCAGUCCACUUCCCCUGACACCUCCUUGGGAAGUGCCACUCCCAGCAGUCACACAUUGGAGCUGGUGGCACUUGACGGCGACGUCCUGCGAGACUCCCUGCAGUGUCAAGAUCACCUCUCGCCUGGUGUGUCCUCUCUGUGUGAAGACGACUCCCCAGGGUCCAUGAAACCUUUGAGCAGCAACUUGAGGCGGCUGCUGGAGGCUGGGUCCCUUAAACUCGACGCCACAGCCACGGCCAAUGGCAGGGUGGAGUCCCCGGUAAACGUUGGCUCCAAUCUCUCCUUUUCCCCACCGGCCCACCAUGCCCAACAGCUCAGUGUUCUUGCCAGGAAGUUGGCAGAGAAGCAGGAACAGAAUGACCAAUACACUCCAAGUAACCGUUUUAUAUGGAAUCAAGGUAAGUGGUUGCCAAACUCAACCACCACCUGCGGCUUGUCCCCCGAUUCAGCCAUCCUAAAACUGAAAGCUGCAGCCAAUGCUGUUCUGCAGGACAAAUCUCUCACCAGGACUGAGGAGACCAUGCGAUUUGAGUCCUUUUCCUCCCCUUUCAGCUCCCAGUCUGCCAGUUCCACCUUGGCAGCUUUGUCCAAGAAAGUCAGUGAGAGAAACUUGACUCCUGGUCAGGAACAUCCCCCUCCGGCCAGCCCUUUCCUUUCCCUGGCUUCCAUGACCUCCUCUGCCGCCCUUCUCAAGGAGGUGGCUGCAAGGGCUGCUGGGAGUCUUCUGGCUGAGAAGUCAUCACUGGUGCCUGAGGAUCCCCUACCGCCACUGCCUUCCGAGAAGAAGCAAGAAAAGGUGACCCCGCCACCUCCUCCACCACCUCCACCACCUCCACCACCACCGCCACAGUCCUUGGAAUUAUUGUUACUCCCAGUUCCUAAGGGAAGAGUUUCCAAACCCGCCAGCUCAGCCUCCGAAGAGGAAAGCGGAAAGCCUUUUCAGUGUCCAAUAUGCGGUUUGGUUAUAAAAAGGAAGAGUUACUGGAAGCGGCACAUGGUAAUUCACACAGGUUUAAAAAGCCACCAGUGUCCACUCUGUCCGUUCCGGUGUGCUCGCAAGGACAAUCUCAAAUCCCACAUGAAGGUUCACCAGCACCAGGACCGGGGAGAGACCUUCCAGUGCCAGCUGUGCCCUUUCACGUCCUCACGCCACUUCAGCCUGAAGCUCCACAUGCGCUGCCACCAGCACUUCCUGAGGACAGAAGCCAAGGUGAAGGAGGAGAUCCCAGACCCAGAUGUCAAGGGAUCUCCCCACCUCAGUGACAGUGCCUGCCUGGGGCAGCAAAGGGAAGGAGGAGGGACAGAGCUAGUGGGGACCAUGAUGACGGCCAACACUCCAGAGAGGACUAGCCAGGGUGGGGCUGGCAUCUCGCCUUUGCUGGUGAAGGAGGAACCCAAGGAAGAUAACGGCCUGCCAGCCUCCUUUACCCUGAAUGCUGCCGACAGGCCGGCCAACCACACAAAGCUGAAAGACCCCUCCGAGUAUGUGGCCAACAGUGCGUCAGCAUUGUUCAGCCAGGACAUCUCUGUUAAGAUGGCGUCUGAUUUUCUCAUGAAGCUGUCAGCCGCAAAUCAGAAGGAGCCCAUGAAUCUUAACUUUAAAGUGAAGGAGGAGCCUAAGGAAGAGGAGGCCCUCAGCACCUCCUUGCCUCGGUCGAGCUACGUGUUCAGCCCGGAAUCUGAAGUGUCAGCCUCCAGCGUCUCUGAGGACACACUUAAGCCCCAGGAAGGGAAGGGGAGUGUGCUGAGGCAGGACAUGUCCGUCAAAGCAGCGUCAGAACUUCUCAUGAAACUCUCAGCGGAAAGCUACAAGGAAACCCAGAUGGUGAAGAUUAAAGAGGAGCCCAUGGAGGUUGACAUCCAGGACUCGCAUGUCUCCAUAUCACCCAGCCGGAAUGUUGGCUAUAGCACUUUAAUCGGGCGAGAGAAAACCGAACCCUUGCAGAAGAUGCCAGAGGGCAGGGUUCCCCCAGAGAGAAACCUCUUCAGUCAGGAUAUCUCCGUGAAGAUGGCCUCCGAGCUCCUGUUCCAACUGUCAGAAAAAGUGAGCAAAGAGCACAAUCACACAAAAGAAAACACCAUCCGGACGACCACCAGCCCUUUCUUUUCAGAAGAUACAUUUAGACAAUCACCGUUCUCCUCCAACUCAAAGGACUUGCUGCCCAGUGACUCUGUGCUUCACGGAAGAAUAUCGGCUCCAGAAACAGAAAAACUCGUGCUAGAGGCAGGCAAUGGGUUGCCGUCCUGGAAAUUCAACGACCAGCUCUUUCCCUGCGACGUGUGUGGGAAGGUUUUUGGCCGACAGCAGACAUUGUCCCGACAUCUCUCACUGCACACAGAGGAAAGAAAAUACAAAUGCCACUUGUGCCCCUAUGCUGCUAAGUGCCGUGCGAACCUGAACCAGCACCUGACCGUCCACUCGGUGAAGCUGGUGAGCACAGACACUGAGGACAUUGUCAGCGCCGUCACCUCUGAAGGCAGCGAUGGGAAGAAGCACCCUUAUUAUUACAGCUGUCAUGUGUGUGGAUUUGAGACCGAGCUCAAUGUCCAGUUUGUCAGCCACAUGUCACUCCACGUGGACAAGGAGCAGUGGAUGUUUUCCAUCUGCUGUACCGCCUGCGACUUCGUCACCAUGGAGGAAGCAGAGAUAAAGGCUCACAUCAGCACUAAGCACACAGGGGAAGACAUGAAGACCCCGAGUGAAUCAAACAGCCCCUCAUCAUCCUCCCUGUCUGCUCUGAGUGACUCUGCUAACAGCAAAGACGACUCAGACAGCUCCCAGAAAAACAGGAGCGGGAACAACCUGCUGGUCAUCUCCGUCAUGCCUGGGGGCCAGCCCUCACUGAACAGUGAGGAAAAGCCCGAGAAAGGGUUCGAGUGCGUUUUUUGCAACUUUGUCUGCAAGACGAAGAACAUGUUUGAGCGCCACCUGCAGAUACACCUCAUCACCCGGAUGUUUGAGUGUGACGUGUGCCACAAGUUCAUGAAGACUCCCGAGCAGCUGCUGGAGCACAAGAAAUGCCACACUGUCCCCACCGGUGGGCUCAAGUGCCCAUUCUGCAUUUACUCCACCAACCGCCCCGCUGCCAUGGAGUGCCACCUCAAGACCCACUACAAGAUGGAGUACAAGUGCCGGAUCUGCCAGACGGUGAAGGCCAACCAGCUGGAGCUGGAGACGCACACCCGGGAGCAUCGCCUCGGCAACCACUACAAGUGCGACCAGUGCGGCUACCUGUCCAAGACCGCCAACAAGCUCAUCGAGCACGUGCGUGUGCACACCGGGGAGCGGCCCUUCCACUGUGACCAGUGCAGCUACAGCUGCAAGCGCAAGGACAAUCUCAACCUGCACAAGAAGCUGAAGCACGCCCCACGCCAGACCUUCAGCUGCGAAGAGUGCCUGUUCAAGACCACACACCCUUUCGUCUUCAGCCGCCACGUCAAGAAGCACCAGAGUGGGGACUGCCCCGAGGAGGACAAGAAGGGCCUGUGUCCAGCCCCCAAGAAACCAGCCGGUCCUGGGGCCCCGCUGCUCAUCGUCGGGAGCUCCCGGAACCUCUUGUCUCCCCUGUCGGUCAUGUCCGCCUCGCACGCUCUGCAGACCGUGGCCUUGACGGCUGCCCACAGCAGCAGCUCGGAGCCCAACCUGGCACUCAAGGCUUUGGCCUUUAAUGGCUCCCCUUUGCGCUUCAACAAGUACCGGAACUCGGAUUUCGCCCAUCUCAUUCCCUUGACGAUGUUAUACCCCAAGAACCACUUGGAUCUCACAUUCCACCCUCCCCGACCUCAGACCGCGCCUCCCAGCAUCCCCUCACCCAAACACUCCUUCCUCGCCUACCUGGGACUGCGAGAAAGAGCGGAGACUGUCUGAGGGCAGCCGUGUUCUGUACCAAAAACGAAGGGACAGAGACAGAAAAACCCACAAAACUUAAACACAACCCCAGCAGGUGUAUGUUGCUGCAAAACCUACAGACCCCCCGAGGGUCUGAACCACGUGUACUGUAUAUCUUUAGUAAGGAAUAGAGAACUGGCUCCGUGUGUAUACCUAUUGCAUUGACCUGAAAGCUGCUUUAUCCACCCUACAGAGAGGUGACCUACUGCGUACAUCUACCUUCAGAGGCAUGCCUCCCCAGCACCCACACCCACUCUCAGCCCUUCUCCAUACUUUAUCUGAAAGGAAUUUUGUCUUGUUAAACCCUAAAGCGAGUGUCCUUAAUAGCAAUCAGCACUUGUAAGCAUAUAUACUGGUGCAUUUUGUUUUCUGUUGGGUGAGUGGGGUGUGCGGGCGUUUGUGGAUUCUGAAUGAGAAAGCCGUGUGUCGUGUGCCAUGAGAUUUCUAUUGCACAGUUUUUGUCCUGGCUUCUUUCGCAGCGAUGAACAUGCUGUUCCCUCCUGGGUUGUUCAUCCACUGCAAUCUCUCCCCGAGCUCCUCCUUCCCCUUCCCCCGUUUUACGGCUACAGAGUGGUAGGGCCUGGUGCUUGGUCGAUGAAGGAAUGGUAGCCGCCCACGGUGCUGCUGGGGAUUUCCGGCAGAGGAGACCUGGUGCUCGGACCUUUGCAGGUGAGGCAGGCGCGAGACAGCCAGAGUCCGACCUGGAGGGGAUACCCUGCAGCACCGAGGCUGACACCACAAAACCUAAGUGUGUGUUGUGUUCAUACGUACACAACGUGUGUGGCACACACGCGGCGCCUCGUUUUUUUUUAAGGGCAGAUUAUAUAUAUAUAUAUAAAAUGAUGUAUUAAUUCAGUGGUUACCAUUUGUUUGCAGGAAAAAAAAAGUGUGAGUGAAAAAAUUUUAUGGUUGAUAAAUCCAGCCAAGGAGAUUAAAAAGGGUUUGGAUCAAUUCUGGGUAUAAAUGCUCAGACUAAAAAAAAAGAAAUGGCAGUUUUGCACAGUGCUUUGGUCUUGCACUAGUCUUUGUUUCUCAUCUGCAAAAAAGGAAAAGAAGUAAAACGAAAGGAGGAAAAUGUACCUUUUCUAUGGAACGAGUAGAUUCUCUGUUUGGAAAUCUUGUCACAGCCUCGUUGACAUGUACCCACCCACCCACCAGGUGCUGUCAGGUCCCACAGCUCUGUCCCCGCCCCGAGAAGUGCCCGCUGUGUUCGCAGGUCGCAGGCUCUAGUGCUAGUCAGUUUCCACAUUAUUGAUGAUUCUAUAAUCCAUUUCAUUAACGCCUGGUAGAUGUAACCUGCUAGGAGGCUAACUUUAUACUUAUUUAAAGCUCUUAUUUUGUGGUCAUUAAAAUGGCAACUUAUGUGCAGCACUUUAUUGCAGCAAGAAGCAGAUUGAUUGGUUGCAUGGCCCUUUGCUCAUCUUUAAAAGUAAUGGGCGAUUUAAAAAGAAGAGAAAGAAAAGAAUCUUCGGCUGAAUAUGUGAAUGGCUUGUAUUUUUUAAGACAACAGAAUUUCCUGUACGAAACAGGCUGAAAGAGCAAAGACAUGUGCUUUGUACAGUGAUGGGAAGUUCAGAAUGUAAAAGUUUAUGUAUUAUUUAUCUGUUGAAGAACUGGUGGUGUGCAGGAGCAAUGCUUCUUACUGCGCUGCUGUUUCCCAUCAGGUGUUGUCCUACAGGUGGGAUUUUUUUUUCAUCUGUUUCACCAGGGGAAAAUGAAAGCAACCCUGAUUUUCUCCCUCUAGUCAGUCCACUUCACUGAGAGCCCCCUGAAAGGGGUACACAGUUGUGCAGGAAACCAGAAGACUGUACCUCCUGUCCACACCGUGGUUCCCCGCCACACACCCCCUCCCUCCCCCAGGCCCAGCGGGUCUGCUACACUUCUUCCCUUUGCCAGUCACCUGGCCCUGGCAAACCUGUUUACACUAAGGAGACGCCCCGGGGGCAGGGAGGCUGAGCCAGCCAGGGCGGGAGGCUCCUGCACCCUCGGCCAUUCUCCAGCAGACUUUUGUUCCCGGCCAUGUUUGAAAUGCCGAUCAACCUCGCCACGUCAAUGUCUCAGUAAAAGACACUACAGACAAUGAUAAUACACUCCAAGAAUACCGGGCUAAUGGGUGGGUUGGUUUUCUUUCUUUUUUUUUUUUAAAGUUAUGUCUUUAUCCCCAUAUAAUGGAGAAUGUGCCACUUGGCUAAUCAUGUGCUUUCAAAAUUACAAGUUCAGUGAGGACAGGGAAGAGGGCCACGGUGACCCCACAGAGGCCAGCAGGAGAGGUUGAAAACCUGAAAGGGUGGCCCUGACCAUGAGGACUGCAGUUUUACAGCCUGCCGCUCGUGCAAUAGGAGGUCCUAGGCUGCAACUCUCAAGAUCAGGAGGGGUGUUGAAGGAGAUUCACUGUCCAAAUACCAUGCAUUUCACAGCUUGCCACUGAACUUGUAUUUGAAUGACUUCAUUAUGCUUAAUGUAAUUGGGCACCUUUUUUAGCACUUUGGAAAGAGUCAUCAAUCUUUCUGGUAAAUUAUAAACGUUUUCUGAGUGAGAAAAGGUGUGUUUGGAGUUUGUUUGACUUUUUAUAUUAUUAUUAUUAUUAUUGUUAUUAAUAAAGAAAAGAUCUACAGCAUUUUUCAGACUCCACUGAGAUACUAUGUACCCCUGAAUUUGGUUUGCCGUUUGAUACUCAGGGAAGGAUGUAUUCUAUGGAAGAGGUCCUUUCCGCGUAAAACACUAACGUCUUUGAGAAAUUCACCUGCCAACUAACAUCAGUUGUUUUCACUAUGCAUUCUUCAAUGAAAGCUAGCUUAUUUUUCCAUAUAGUAAUGCAGUUAGUGUUCUCAGCACUUUCCUUCUUCUGUCCUUUUUUUAACCCCUCAUAUUAUGCUCAGAUGAUCAUACUAUCAAGGUUUGUGUACAUUACUGAAAAUUUGUAUUGUAUAAAGCUUUUUGCAUUACAAGGCUGUACAGGGUCAUUUUGACAGUAACUGGUAUAUUCCUUUGCAUCUUAUGUUGCAUUGCCAAUUUCUAGUGUAUCCAGUUUGGAACUAUAAUAUACUCUAAUUAAAAAAAAAAAAAAGGUUGGCUA